GGAGGGCGACGCGCGCCGCCGAGUCGCGGAGCAGCGAGGCGCCGCGGCCUGAGAGGGAAAUCCAUCCCAGUUUAGUUUGUGCCGGAUUGGGCACUUCAGCCAUUAUACGCCUUCAAAAAUUAUCAGCGUGCCAGGAUGAAUCGUCUAAAAGACCGGAGGGAGUGUUUGCUGUGGUCGGUGCUGUAAACAAACCCUUCGACGGCGACUGCAGGCUUCAGUGAAACCCAAUGGAAAAGCAUGACAUUUGGAGACAGAAGACUUAGUUUCAUAUCCCAGCUCCUUUACUUACUAAUUUUGUGAUUUGGAAAUAUCUGUGCAAGAUGUUGACGUUACGGACUUGGAUAAUACAAGCCUUGUUUCUUUUUCUCAUCUCUGAAUGUAUAGGUGAACUUUUAAAUCCAUGUGGUCAUAUCAGCCCUGAGUCUCCAGUUGUGCAACUUGGUUCAAAUUUCACCGCAGUGUGUGUGCUAAAGGAAAAAUGUAUGGAUUAUUAUCAUGUAAAUGCCAGUUACAUUUUCUGGAAAACAAACCACGUUACUGUUCCUAGUGAACAAUAUACCAUCAUAAACAGAACAGCAUCUAGUGUUACAUUUACAGAUAUAUCUUCAUUAACUACCCAGCUCACUUGCAACAUUCGUACAUUUGGACAGAUUGAUCAGAAUGUUUAUGGAAUCAGAAUAAUUUCAGGCUUCCCUCCAGAGAAACCUAAAAAUUUGACUUGCAUUGUGAACGAAGGAAAGAAAAUGAUGUGUCAGUGGGAUCCUGGAAAGGAAACACACCUGGAUACAAACUUCACUUUAAAAUCCGAAUGGGCAACAGAGAAGUUUGCGGAUUGUAAAACAAAGCGAAGCACCCCCACUUCAUGCACUGUUGAUUAUUCUCCUGUGUAUUUUGUCAACAUUGAAGUCUGGGUAGAAGCAGAGAAUGCCCUUGGGAAGGCUACCUCAGAUCACAUCAAUUUUGAUCCUGUAGAUAAAGUGAAACCCAAUCCACCCCAUAAUUUAUCAGUCAGCAACUCAGAAGAACUGUCUAGUAUCUUGAAAUUGACAUGGAUCAAUUCAAAUAUUAAGAAUUUUAUAAGGCUGAAAUACAACAUUCAAUAUAAGACCAAAGAUUCCUCAACUUGGAGCCAGAUUCCCUCUGAAGAUACAACAUCUACCCGAUCUUCAUUCACUGUCCAGGACCUUAAACCUUUUACAGAGUAUGUCUUUAGGAUUCGUUGUAUGCAGGAAGAUGGUAAAGGAUUCUGGAGUGACUGGAGUGAAGAAGCAAGGGGCAUCACAUAUGAAGACAGACCAUCCAGAGCACCAAGUUUCUGGUAUAAGAUCCGUCCAUCCCAUGCUCAUGGCUUUAGAUCUGUACAACUUAUAUGGAAGGCUUUGCCUCCUUUUGAAGCCAAUGGAAAAAUCUUGGAUUAUGAAGUGACUCUAACAAGAUGGAAAUCACGUUCACAAAAUUACACAGUUAAUGACACAAAACUGAUAACAAACCUCACGAAUGACCGCUAUAUAGCAACUCUGACAGCAAGAAAUCUGGUUGGCAGAUCAGAUGCAUCUAUUUUAACUAUCCCUGCCUAUGACUUUCAAGGUACUCGCCCUAUAACGGAUCUUAAAGCAUUUCCCAAAGAUAACAUGCUUUGGGUUGAAUGGACUGCUCCAAAUGAAUCUGUAAACAAAUAUAUACUUGAAUGGUGUGUAUUAUCGGAUAAAUCACCCUGUGUCCCAGACUGGCAACAAGAAGAUGGUACCAUACAUCACACUUAUUUAAGAGGGAACCUAGUAGAGAGCAAGCGUUAUUUGAUAACAGUUAUUCCAGUGUAUGCUGAUGGGCCGGGAAGCCCUGAGUCUAUAAAGGCAUACCUUAAACAAGCACCACCUUCCAAAGGACCUACUGUUCGGACAAAAAAAGUGGGGAAAAAUGAAGCUGUCUUAGAGUGGGAUCAACUUCCUGUUGAUGUUCAGAAUGGAUUUAUUAGAAAUUACACUAUAUUUUAUAGAACCAUCGUUGGAAAUGAAACUGCUGUGAAUGUGGAUUCUUCCCACACAGAAUAUACACUUUCCUCUUUGACUAGUGACACUUUGUACAUGGUACGAAUGGCAGCAUACACAGAUGAAGGUGGAAAGGAUGGUCCAGAAUUCACUUUUACUACACCCAAGUUUGCUCAAGGAGAAAUUGAAGCCAUAGUAGUGCCUGUUUGCUUAGCUUUCCUAUUGAUCACCCUGUUGGGAGUAUUGUUCUGCUUUAAUAAGCGAGACCUAAUUAAAAAACACAUAUGGCCCAAUGUUCCAGAUCCUUCAAAGAGUCAUAUUGCCCAGUGGUCUCCUCACACACCUCCAAGGCAUAAUUUUAAUUCAAAAGAUCAGAUGUAUUCAGAAGGCAAUUUCACCGAUGUAAGUGUUGUAGAAAUAGAAGCAAAUGCCAAAAAGCCUUUUCCUGAAGAUUUGAAAUCAUUGGACCCAUUCAAGAAAGAAAAAAUUAGUACUGAAGGGCACAGCAGCGGUAUUGGAGGGUCUUCGUGUAUGUCAUCCUCUAGGCCAAGCAUUUCUAGCAGUGAUGAAAAUGAAUCUGCACAAAACACUGCUAGCACUGUCCAGUAUUCCACUGUUGUACAUAGUGGCUACAGACACCAGGUUCCAUCUGUCCAGGUUUUCUCAAGAUCUGAGUCCACCCAGCCCUUGUUAGAUUCCGAGGAGCGGCCAGAAGAUCUACAAUUAGUAGAUAGUGCAGAUGGUGAAAGCAUUUUGCCCAGGCAACAGUAUUUCAAACAAAAUUGCGGUCAACAUGAAACCAGUCCAGAUAUUUCACAUUUUGAAAGAUCAAAGCAAGUUUCAUCUGUCAAUGAGGAAGAUUUUGUUAGACUUAAACAGCAGCAGAUUUCAGAUCAUAUUUCACAGUCCUGUGGAUCUGCACAGAUGAAAAUGUUUCCAGAAGUUUCUGCCGCAGAUGCUUUUGGUCCAGCUACUGAGGGACAAGUAGAGAGUUUUGAAACAGUUGGGACAGAGGCUGCAAUUGAUGAAGGAAUGCCUAAAAGUUACUUACCACAGACUGUAAGACGAGGUGGCUACAUGCCUCAAUAAAAGACUAGUUCCUGUUAGAACUUCAGCAGUACCUGGAAAAUUAAAAAAAAAAAAUCUGCAAUUUCAGAUAAAAAUCUUCAUUAACUGAAGAUGGUCAUUUGCCCUUACAGACAAAAAUGUACUGAACUCUCACUUGGGCUAUUUCCAUUCCAGGAUAUCUGGGAGUGUAAACACUACAUAAACUGACUUCAUUCUCUGAAUAGCUGAUUGAUUGACUUUGUGCUGUUUCAGAAUGUUUGCACUGAAGAAAAAGUUUGUUUUGCUAUCUGGAAAACAGAGGGUAUUUAAAUAUGCGGUGAUAAUCUUGGUGAAAACAGUCGUCAAAUAAAGCAGCUUAGGAAGAAUAUAAAAAAUUAGAGGAGCAAGGUCUAGGCCCUGUACUUCAGCCAACACCAGAGGUCCAGUGGGCAUGUAAGUCCUACUUUUUUUGUCUGACUAAAAAAUGGGCUCAUUUAUGGUCAUACCGAUAUAUAAAAUACAGUUCUCUUCCAAUGGUAAAUAAUGCUGCCAGUUACUAAAAAAAAGGAAUUCUAGAGUUUUAACUUAAAUUGAAAAUACUCAUUUUUAGAAAUAACCUCUCUGAAGAUCCAUUUCACAAACUCAACAGAGUACCCAGGUAAGAGCUGGGACUCAGUACCACAAACUAUCCUAAGCAUUGUUUAAAUUUUUUGCCACAUAGGCAAUUUCAUUAAGAUUUAUAUACAUAAACAUUUUUUUAAGAUUUCAGAGAACUUGGUUGAUGAAGCACUUUAUACAUUAUGCCUUUAGCUUAAAUGUGUUCUAAUGUGAUAAGCCUUGUUAUUUUAAGUAGGGCAAUACUCACCAAAACCAGUAUACUAUGUCCCCCAAAAUAUAAAUGUUAAAAAAAAAAAAAAAAAAAAAAAGCAAAUACUUAAUGUAGAGGCACUUAACGAAGUGAUUAUAUUUUAAUAUCUGCCAGUUGUAGGUAAAACUUAGAUCUGAACAUUAUUUGGGAAUAUUUUAAACCUCUGUCCACUAGCUCCUCUGCCCACUAGUGCUAAAUCUACUUUUGCAUUUAUGCUAUCACCUGCCAACCACAUUUGAUGUGGAGGUAAAGCUAAGAUAGGAGCUGAGUAAGAAGAUAUUGUCAUAAAUCAUUAGUGGUUGGUUGACUAUUAGUGAGUUUUUCUGUCAUUUGUUAUAGAAACCAGGCUGAAUUAAAAAGUUGCAGUUAUUGAAGACCAAAAUUCAUACUUUUAUAAUCACAUUAGACUUCCUCAUACAUUAUUUUAGUAUUCUUGCAUUUAUAUAAUGCCUUGUACCUUCCUGAGCUCCUUUAUAUAUAUGGUUUUUGUGAGGCAGAGUAGAUGCUUUAUUCUGAUAUAUCCAGUUAUUUAAGGUAGAACCAACAUGAGAUAAGAUGAAAGAAUUAAAAGUAAAUGAAGAAAAUCAGACACAGAGGUCAAGUAGAGGGAGAGAUACUCAAACUUACACUACAAGAUAAUGGCACCACCACCGCCAUUCAAGUUGGUCCAAGUCAGGACUAGAUUUUUCUUGCUGUGUGUCAAGAAAUUUAUAGCUCUCUAUUCCUUUCCUCAAAAUACAUAGAUCAUGUUUUUAUUGUAAUCUCAUUUAGCUGUAAUCUUUCUCCUAACAAAUAACAGUUUUGUGAAGAGCAUUCUAGUGCAAGGUUUGUACAGGGGGGUAGAAGGAACAGUUAUAAAAUGUGAACUUACAAUUUAAGAGGAGAAGUCUUUUUUAUUUUAUACUUAAAGAACAGUUUUAUUGGGGAAAGGGACAGGAUUUGUUAAGAGAGGCCUGCAUGGUUGCAGGCGGGCAGCCUUGAGGAGAGCGGCCUCCGCUGAGGGAGGUCAGUGAAGAGCAGUCCCAGCAGGUACAGGUCAUGGGCAGGCAAGAGGCUGCUGCCCUGCAGAGGAGAGUUGGUGGCGAAAGAAGCACCUGUAUAGGCACAGGUGGGCAGAAGGGAGUGCUCCAGAAGAGUCAUUUUUAUAAAAGACAUGUAAACAACUUUUUAGGUUGAAAUUUGUAAUAGAAAAUGGUAGAAUGAGUGAAUGUUCUCCCCCCCCCCCAAGCACUUUAGACAUUAAGUAGAUAAGGUUACUGUGUUACUCUGCAAAAUUCCAUUCACAAAGUAAAUAUGCAUUUGAUCAGUAAUACAAAUCUUUGCCCGAAAAGAGAAAAGCAAUCUUUGAAACUUAAGUACAAAAUUACUUUCCUAAGGCAUGUCUUAGAAUGUUUUGAUGCAUGGAAUGGUUUAUUUAUUUAUGUGAGAAUUAGUCCAUAUAUAAAUAGAUUGAGCCUUAUAAAGUAAUGCUAGUUCUUUUGUGGAUAAAAGCAAUCACUGCUCACAACAAAAAGUAUGUCAUCUUUAUUGUGCAAAGGGCCUCUGACAAAUAUCUGUCCUGGUAUCAAACUCUGCGGGAGGGGGGGGUGUCUAUUGCUGUAUCCUCCUCAUCAGGGUGAUCUAGCAUCAGCAUCUCCACCUCAGGGGAGGUGGGAG
This is a messenger RNA of Talpa occidentalis (Iberian mole), 5559 nucleotides long. RefSeq names its product interleukin 6 cytokine family signal transducer (gene IL6ST). Gene Ontology annotation, biological process: positive regulation of tyrosine phosphorylation of STAT protein; cytokine-mediated signaling pathway. Gene Ontology annotation, molecular function: cytokine binding; cytokine receptor activity. NCBI's taxonomy places the organism in Eukaryota, Metazoa, Chordata, Mammalia, Eulipotyphla, Talpidae. The record is from RefSeq and is a predicted model, not a curated record. The transcript has 18 exons. Bases 321 to 3077 code for a protein of 918 amino acids. Gene Ontology annotation, cellular component: external side of plasma membrane; CRLF-CLCF1 complex; signaling receptor complex.